This is a messenger RNA of Stegodyphus dumicola, 1048 nucleotides long. Its product is annotated as pre-mRNA-splicing factor 38B pseudogene. NCBI's taxonomy places the organism in Eukaryota, Metazoa, Arthropoda, Arachnida, Araneae, Eresidae. The record is from RefSeq and is a predicted model, not a curated record.
UCUUAAAAUAAAACGAAAUUGCGUUUUCAUGAAUAAGUUAUGCUUUUGACUUUUUUUAAUAACAUUUUGUUUAUUCACGCUUGCUUGAAGUCAUUGGUAAAUAAUUUUCAAAUAAUCGAGUAAGUUUAUUUCAUACUUGUUUUUCAUUUCUGACGUUAUACUUCAAAUGAAUCAGCAUCAAAACUAUCCUUCCCUGAAGUUUCAUGGGAAUUUGAAUACUAUGAAUUUAAACCCACUGCUUAUAUCAAAUAUCCAAUCAUCACUGUAUUUUAAGAAGCAUUUGAUACAUAUUAAGGAUUAUUAUAAAGCUGUGGAUGAAAUUUAUUAUCACGUAAAACAUUUAGAACCAUGGGAGAAAGGUAGCGAUAUUAUGAAUAAGACGUUCAAGGUGUAUCGUGGUGUUGGAGGAUGUGGAAUAGUAUCAACAGCAUUUUGCUUGCUUUACAAACUACAUAAAAUGAAGCUCACUCAUAAGCAAGUUGUGAAAUUAAUACAUCACGAAGAUUCACCAUACAUUAGAGCUUUAGGUUUUUUAUAUAUACGAUAUACGCAGCCUCCUGAUCGACUAUGGGGUUGGUUCAAGAAUUUUAUAUUUGAUGACGAAAUAUUGCAUGUCAAGUCCGGAAACAGAAUGCCAAUGUCUAUUGGUAAAAUUGUACAAAAUCUUUUAUUCGAAAAGGAUUGGUUGAAUGCUCUCUUACCACGAAUUCCAGUAUCAACCAUGAAUACUAUUCAGCAUUGCUUUUCAGACAAAGAAAAGAAACGCCAUUUAAAAUAUCGCAAACAGAAGGGAGAAGAUGUCAGCUUUAAAGAAGCACCUGAGCCUUCUACGUUCAUUACGUAUAAAAAUAAUCCAGAGUAGUGUUUCAGCUAACCAAGACUUAAGAGCUCAGUUCAAGAAUAAUCCAGAGUUUUGAAAUCAAUAUAAGAACAACAACAAACAAACAAAAACUUUGAAAGAUGACUAAGUUUUUCUCAGCUAUUUUUUUAAUAUAGUGUAAAUUAUGCUUAUUUGUAUAGCUUAUACUUUCUGUUUCACAAAAGUAUA